UCCAAAGCGAAGCUUGUCGGUGGGAAGCCGAAUAAUUUUAGAGCGUUGUUUCGCUAUAAUUAUUAUAAGGCGUAUUGUAAGGCAAUAAUAACAUUUGUCAACAUCUUUUAAUUAGUUUUAUUUUUAUAAUAAAAAAACCAAAACAUCAUGCGUAAAAGGAAGUCACUCAAGAAAGGAGAUGAUGAUUCCGAGGGAUCUGAACCUGGCGCUGAACCUGAAGAAUUCCAAGAUUCAGGUGAAGACUGGACGCCGGAUGCCGAUUCGAAUGAACAACCUGCUAGGGCGGGACGAAAGCGUGGAAGACCUCCAAUGAAUAGCACUAAAAAGAAGCGCAAAAAUUCAUCAUCAGAAGAAAGUGAAGGAGAAGGUGAAGAAGAUGAAGAGGGAGAAGAUGAGGAAGGAGAACUUGAUGAGGAAGAGGGGUCUGAUGACGAAAAGAAUGGCUCCGAUGGGAACAAAUCAGAUUCAAGUCAAUCAAAGGACAUACCAAAGCAUUUCCAUUCUGGAAACUUCGUUUUAUUAAAAUCUGAUGUAAAAUGGGAAGGAGAUAAAGUAAUUUCAAAACUAGAUGAGCUUAAUUUGUGGAAAAUUGAUGGAAAAGCUUUACUACAAAAAUUUAUUCCGAUGGAAUCAAAUGGAAAAAUCCUCCAUAAAUGCACAUGUGUGUAUUCAGGGUGGAAUGUUGACAACCGAGACAAUUACUAUCCUAUAACUGAGAUUUUGGACCGUAACCCACGCACAGACUCAAAGGAAAUAUGUGUAGCGUUAGAUCUAAAUGAUCUUGUAAAAGUAAGGGACAAGUAAAGAGUAUUACUCCAAUUAGUUAAGUCUAAAUGUAUGAAAUUAUUUUUUUUCUUUUGGCACUUCAUUCCAGAUUACUUUGUGUAAUUCAUUUUUUAAAAUGGGAAAUAAAUGUUCAAUAAACU
Messenger RNA from Colias croceus (clouded yellow), 926 nucleotides. RefSeq names its product transcription elongation factor spt5-like. The transcript is spliced from 4 exons. NCBI's taxonomy places the organism in Eukaryota, Metazoa, Arthropoda, Insecta, Lepidoptera, Pieridae. The record is from RefSeq and is a predicted model, not a curated record. The coding region runs from base 148 to 804 and encodes 218 amino acids.